Messenger RNA from Theileria annulata, 708 nucleotides. RefSeq lists its product as uncharacterized. The transcript is spliced from 3 exons. The record is from RefSeq and is a predicted model, not a curated record. Lineage: Eukaryota; Apicomplexa; Aconoidasida; Piroplasmida; Theileriidae. The coding region runs from base 1 to 708 and encodes 235 amino acids.
AUGUUAUUAAAAAUUAUUAUAUGGUUGUGUGUAAAGUUGGUAAUAUCUGAGGUGAAGGAAGAUGUGAAUGAGAGUGGUGUCGUUGGAGAAGUGGUUAAUUUUAAAAGCGUAAUAGCAAAAGGAGGUGUAUCAACAUCAUUGUUGACAAUUGUACCAAAUUCUUCUAGUAAGUCAUCAAUACUGUUUUUGGGUGAUAAAAACUACUCAAUGGGUGUUGAUUCCUUUGGAAAUUUCUCAUUCAACGCUCAAAAUACACCAAUGCUAAUAAUAGACAAUAAUCAAACUAUUUCAAUGCAUAUGCCAACUUUUUCUGCCAAGUAUAUAAAUAAAUCUAAUAAAUGUGUAAAUAAUUAUAUAAAUAAAUCAUUGAAUGUGAAUAUGGAACUUGGAGGUGAUCUUAUCAUCCAAAAUGUGUCUCAAUUUAGAAUGAUUUGGAGAGAAGAUUUUUCAGAAUCUAAAGGCUGGAAAGGAACAGGUUACAACAAAAGAAUAAAUUUAUGUAUAGUUGGGAAAAUUGGAGUCUCAAAUUGUUCAGGUGUACAGAUGUUAGGAGGAUUUAAUUUCUUCUCAAGAGGAUUUGUAGAAAAGACUUUUAUCGAAUUACCAUCGCAUAAAGAACUUAGAAUUAGAGCUAAUUAUCAUUUUAUAGACCGUUGGGUAUGGGAUAAUUGGUAUAUAAUUCAUAGGUUGGUGAGACUGGAUAUAUGA